ACCAACAGAAACCUGUUUCACCUGUUACUCUCUCAAUCUGUUUAUCAUUCUCAGGGUAUAACGUGUCUUGACUAGCUGGGAUUUUUUUUUCACAAUGCAAAUGAUUGUCUAGAAUGAAGGAAGUCCCGUAAUACCUUUGCUGUCUCUAGACGUUAUAGUAGCACGUUCUUUCGCAGUGGUUCCAUGACACUUUGAGAACUGAACAGAAUCUACAUUCUCUGGCUUGGUGCACUUGGCACAGCUUUAAAGAGGCCAUGGAGGUGCUUGUUCUUCUAGACUUCGAGUCGACUAUGGAAGACGAGUUGACUGUGCACGUGGGGGACGUGGUGAAGAAUGUCUCCAAGGCCAAAGAGGAAGGAUGGCUGGAAGGAGAGCUGAGAGAGAAGAGAGGAAUAUUCCCUGCCAACUUCGCCAAGGAAGUGCCUAUUUAUUUAAUAGGGGACAGCAACAGAGUGCCAAGAAGCAUUAGAAAAUCAAAGAAAGCAAAUUUGCAACAGAGGAGAUGCGAGGUGGUGCAUGCCUACAAUGCCGUGCAUGAGGAUGAGCUGGAACUGGUUGUUGGGGAGACCAUAGAGAUCCUCAGAGAGAUUGAAGAUGGUUGGUUUAUGGGAAAGAAAAAUAACCAAAUUGGUGCCUUUCCAUCAAAUUUUGUGAAAGAAAUUUUUGUGCCUUUAAAAGAUUGCAAGAUAAUUGAAAGCAAAGCCAGGCCUAAACUCUCAGAAGCUGUCUUUAAAAAAGAGGGUAAAGUAAAGAGAGCCAGUUUACGGAGAAAAUCAAACGUGAAAGAAUGCUGUCAGGUCAUGUUUGACUACACAGCGGUUACUGAUGACGAGUUGAGCCUGAAGAAGGGAGACGUCAUAAAUAUCAUAAACAAGGCCACUGAGGACGAGGGCUGGUGGGAGGGGGAAGUAAACGGACGCAGAGGAUUUUUCCCCGAUAACUUCGUCAUGGUGAUCCCAGUGGAUGCCCUUCAUAUUGAAAAUGCUGCCUGCCCACCAGUAAGAGAAGGCUCUGAGGAAACAUUGAAUCAGAUACCAGCGAUGAACCAGAACAAUUUGGAAAUGAACACAAAGACAGAAACUAAAAGUGAGAAACCAGACACUAAAGACUUUCGAAGUGAGCCUCCUGGUAAAAUCAAGUUACCUGGUCUACACAAACCACCAGUUCCACCACCACCUGUGAAGGAGAAGCUCAUAAAAAUAGUUCCAAAAAAUGAAGAACCACCGCCUGUUUUAUCGAAACAGCCUCCUGUCUCGCCAAUACUGAAAGAGGUUAAAGAGAAGACCCCCGACCAAUUCGAUUGUGUAGAUGUUGCCUCAGAGAAACUGAACCAUCCUACAGCCAACAGAGCCAAACCUCCACAGAGAAGACCACCAACAGCCCUCGCCACUGCCACAAAUGUUACAGAAACUCCUUCUGCACCUUCCAGCAAGACUGAACAACCACCCAAGAUCACCUCACCAACCAAGACACAGAGUGAAGCCAAGCCUGUGAUUCAGGAGGAGAGCGCAUCACUCACCUCUGUGCUGACAGAACUCAAGGACCUCCGCAUGUCACUGGACCUUCUUAAAAAUCAACAUGUGAGAGACAUACAGGAGCUGAAAGAUGAACUGAAGGAUGAGAGAGAAAAGCGGAUGAGAUUACAAGAUGAAGUGGAGGCUCUGAGGAAGAAAUAGUGACCAUUAAAGGCCAGGCAUAUUUCACUACCCUCAGUGAUGCACCUCGCCAACUUGAAUGUGAAGAAUACAGAAAGACAAAGUUGGAAUUUUAAGGGAGUCGGUGUCUAAAGAUAGA
Molecule: messenger RNA, 1794 nt
Organism: Xyrauchen texanus (razorback sucker)
Lineage: Eukaryota; Metazoa; Chordata; Actinopteri; Cypriniformes; Catostomidae
Product: SH3 domain-containing kinase-binding protein 1-like
Exons: 16
Coding region: 255-1676 (473 amino acids)
Molecular function (GO): protein binding
Source: RefSeq, a predicted model, not a curated record